AAAGUAUGGAACCAUUAUCUUCUCAGCUUAAAGGACCAAAGAGACAAGAGACAUUAGGACCCACUUCUCCUAUUCAAGAUUGGGAAGUAGAAAGAGCCAAUCUUUUAAUUGAAUUAAACAAAAGCAAUGAAAAGGCUAAUCGCUUAGAAAAAGAAUUAAAAAAAUACCAAGAAACACAUGAAAGAAAUACCUCUAGUUUACUUCGAGAAGUAAAAUUGAAAGAAAGCUAUAUGGAAAAGAAAUUAAAAGAAGUUGAGGAACAGCUUAUGGCUGAAUUGGUCGAACUACAAUAUAAAUUAGAUGAAGAAAGACAUGGUCAGCAAAAGGAAAUACAAAAUUUGAAAAAACAACAUGAAUUGGAUUUGGAAGCGGAAAACAAAAAAUAUCAGAGAAGGUUAAUUAGCCUUCAAGAAAGAUUGAGUGCCAAAGAUAAAGAGUAUGCGGAAUUAUUUGAUGAAAAAGAAAACUUGUUACAGCAGAAUCGUUCUCGGGAAAUACAGGAUACAGAUGAUGACGAUGAAAAGUCUUUCAAAUCAGAAUCUGUUAAACAGAAAGAACUUCAACGAUUAUUACUAACAAAUAAUAGUAAUAAUAAUAAUAAUACUGACAAAAAAAAGAGUACUGCAACAGAAGAGAGGGAUACAUUGUCAAAUAUUGAAAAUUCUAUAAAGGAGUCUAAAAACGAAAUAGAGGUGACUGAUCUUCAUACAUAUUCAAAAAAUAUUCAAGAAGAAAAGUUUCAAAUAGAUGAGUUACUUAUAAAGGAGUUUACAGAAAAAGAAGAAAAGGAGUAUAUUGAGCAUAUUAAGGGAUUAGAGAAAGAAUUAGUAUUGAUGCAAAAAGAACUACAAGCACAUAAGAAGCGUCUAGAACAUACAUUAUCAAGUCAUGAUGCAUAUAUCAGGGAGUUAACUGAGAAGUUUAUGUUGGAAGCACAACGAUCUGAAAUGACCAAUCAAGCACAACUUCAGAACCUUCAAUCUGAACAUACUGAAAUGAUGCAUGAGAUACGAGAGCAGCAUGAAACAGAAAGAGAAGUGUGGCAAAUUCAACACACAACUCUUAUUGAUGAAAUGCGUCGAACUUUGAUAUUUGAAAAAGAGGAUGCAUUGAGUGAGCUUAAUAAAGAAUGGAAGGAAAGAAUAAAAGACCUAAAGGCAUCCAUGUCCAAAGAUUCUAUGCAAAUUCAAGCUCACUGGGAGGCAAAAUUAAAUGAGGUAAAAUCAAAAUCAGUCUCACAAAUAUCUCGACUUCAAGGUGAAAUGGAAGUUAUUAAGGAUCGCUUAGGUCAUGAAAUUCAAAGACGUAAGCGAUAUCAAUCCAAUUUAGAUGAAGUUACAGAAAUGAAUAAGUUGAUAGAUGGUAAACUGAGAAAGUACCAAAGCAAAUAUAAUGAAUUAUUUAAGCAACGGGCUAUAUAUGAGAAAGAAACUAUGAUGGUAACAAAAUUAAAUAUUACAAAAUAGAUCUUCUGUUAUAACUAUAUAUAUAAAUAUUUACAUGUAUUAGUUAAAACAACAACAUAAAGCUUCGUAUAAAUUGGCUGUGGAUCUUUUAGUCAUUAUAUCACCUUCCACUGUUGUAGAUUCUCAACUGAACUUGCUAGAUAUAAUGCAAAUACUUAUUCAUCAUAUAUCUAUUAUGAGUAUGCUUACUGAACCAGAAUAUCAGUAUCAAGAGUCAAAUUUUUAUACUGAAAGUAUACCUACUUUUAGUCUUUAAAUGAAAGAUCAAGUUUAUUUUGCUCUAAAUAUAAAGAAUACCCUGUAUGUGUGUGUGUGUAUGUGUUCUUUUUUUUUUUUU
This is a messenger RNA of Cokeromyces recurvatus, 1803 nucleotides long. RefSeq lists its product as uncharacterized. The record is from RefSeq and is a predicted model, not a curated record. The transcript has 6 exons. NCBI's taxonomy places the organism in Eukaryota, Fungi, Mucoromycota, Mucoromycetes, Mucorales, Mucoraceae. The coding region runs from base 6 to 1466 and encodes 486 amino acids.